AAAUAAUAUAUAAACCUUCCAGCAGAGGGCGACGCUAUUUAGCGAAGGCUUCAGCAGGGCGUCGUUCUUCUUCGACAGUCCUGUCACAACACAGGAAGAGCCGGAGGUGGCUGUGCUCCUUUCAUUUCCUACCGAGUACAUAACAACAGGAUUUUUAAUAGGUGGCUGAAUAAAACAACAGUAAAUAGAGUUAAUGAUCUGCUUGUCAACUCAGAAAGAGAGAGCCACUAGGAGAGAAUCUGAGUGUGUAAGGUACCAUGUCUACUGGUUGCCCACCACAGUCUCCAGCCGUGGCUAAAACAGAGGUGGUGGUGGAGGGAUGGUGCCCCUUAUUGGCAGCUACCUUUGCCUACUGGGACAACAUCCUGGGACCCCGUGUAUGGCACAUCUGGGCCCCGAAAGGUCAGGGGUCGAUGUUACUCAGUGACGGCGAGGUGACUUUCCUGGCAAAUCACACGCUGAACGGUGAGAUUCUGCGCAGUGCCGAGAGCGGUGCUGUGGACGUAAAGUUCUUCGUCUUGGCAGAGAAAGGUGUGAUCAUUGUGUCACUGAUAUUUGAUGGAGAGUUGAAGGGUGACAAGAACACGUGCGCGCUGUCCAUCAUUCUGCCUCAAUCAGAACUGGAUUUCUACCUUCCGCUGCACAGUGUGUGUGUGGAAAGGCUCAAGCACACUGUUCGCAAGGGACGCAUCUAUAUGCAGAAGGGUUAUGGAAUUAUUGCUUUGUUAACCUCAGAGAUUGUUCCUAUCAUGGAGCUUCUCUCAUCCAUGAAGACUCAUAGCGUACCAGAGGAAGUUGAUAUCAAAGACACAUUAUUGAAUGAUGAUGAUAUAGGUGACAGCUGUCAUGAGGACUUUCUGCACAAAGCCAUCAGCUCUCAUCUACAGACUUGUGGCUGUUCCGUUGUUGUUGGCAGUAACCCAGACAAAGUCAAUAAGAUUGUGCUGACGCUAUGUCUGUUCCUCACACCCGCUGAGAGGAAGUGCUCACGACUGUGCCGCGCUGACGGCACUUUCAAAUACGACACUGGCUUGUUCGUUCAGGGCCUGCUCAAGGACUCCACAGGGAGUGUUGUGUUGCCUUACCGACAGGUCCUCUCUUCUACCUAUCCAUCUACUCACAUUGACGUGGACAUUAACACAGUGAAGCAGAUGCCUCCUUGUCACGAACACACGUACCAUCAGCGCCGCUACAUGCGGGCCGAACUCAGUGCCCUCUGGAAGACUACCAGUGAGGACGAAAUCAGCCCUGACCACCUCAUCAACAUACAAGAGUCAUUUACUCCUGAUUUGAAUAUAUUUCAGGAUGUCAUGCACAAAGAUUCAUUGGUAAAGUCUUUCAUAGAUGAGGUCUUCCUACUGAAACCAGGUCUAAACCUUAGGAGUGUAUACUUGUCCCAUUUUCUGCUACUGCUGCACAGGAAGGCUCUGACGCUGCUCAGAUAUAUUGAGGAUGAGACUCAAAAGGGGAAGAAGCCAUUCCGGUCACUGCGUAAUAUGAAGACUGACCUGGAUUUGACUAUAGAAGGAGACCUGAACAUCAUCAUGGCAAUGGCAGAGAAGCUACGGCCAGGCCUUCACUCCUUUGUGUUCGGGAAGCCCUUCUUCACCAGUGUGCAGGAGCGUGAUAUUCUAAUGAACUUCUGACCUUUCACCUUGAAACACUCAAUAUCAUUAAUCCACAAGAUGGGUGAUAUGUGUUCAUGUUCUAAAAGUAUGGUUGUGUAUAAUGUAUGUGUAUGUGCACUGAUUCUGGAGCUUGCUUGAACCAUUAUUUGUAUAAUAACAGAUAUAACUGUAUUUGUGUAUGUGUUGUGUCAUUUUUUUUUUUUUGCCUUUAAAGACUGAGAAACUGUCCACACAAGUGCCAUGCAGGGCAGGGCCUUCAUUGUGUUCAUCAUGAAUUUAUUUUAACUAUGAAGAUUGUGAUGCUGCUACCGAGUGCCUCUGAUGGCACAGCCUUACUCUGAUGUUUCUUCUACAGACAGUAAUGGCUCACUAUGAAUAAAUAAAGUUUUGCUUGUUAUGAGGGCCAAGUGUUGUCAUGGAGACAUGAUAAUCAUGAGGUCAUGUAAAAGAAGAUGCAGCUCAUUAGGUAUGCUUCUACAUGUUGUACAUGGAAGAAUUUUAAAGCAAACAGACUUAAGAAAAGGUGUUGAUUAAUAUUGUCACAGGGCUACUAUCUGUAAAUAAAUCUGAAGGUGAAUUAACUGAUGUGGUUGUAUUUAAAUUAAGCAGGUUUUGCUGUUUUUUUCCCUUUGGAAAAACAAUGUGUAUGUCAGUUAACUUUUUAAAAUGAAAAUAAAGGCAUAGCUCAAA
This is a messenger RNA of Pangasianodon hypophthalmus (striped catfish), 2318 nucleotides long. RefSeq names its product C9orf72-SMCR8 complex subunit (gene c9orf72). Gene Ontology annotation, molecular function: guanyl-nucleotide exchange factor activity. Bases 258 to 1646 code for a protein of 462 amino acids. The record is from RefSeq and is a predicted model, not a curated record. Gene Ontology annotation, biological process: endocytosis; autophagy. NCBI's taxonomy places the organism in Eukaryota, Metazoa, Chordata, Actinopteri, Siluriformes, Pangasiidae. Gene Ontology annotation, cellular component: endosome; autophagosome. The transcript has 10 exons.